This is a messenger RNA of Lepus europaeus (European hare), 2158 nucleotides long. It is a transcript of the gene DDX28, whose product is annotated as DEAD-box helicase 28. Gene Ontology annotation, biological process: mitochondrial large ribosomal subunit assembly. The transcript has a single exon. The record is from RefSeq and is a predicted model, not a curated record. NCBI's taxonomy places the organism in Eukaryota, Metazoa, Chordata, Mammalia, Lagomorpha, Leporidae. Gene Ontology annotation, cellular component: mitochondrion. Gene Ontology annotation, molecular function: RNA helicase activity; nucleic acid binding; ATP binding. The coding region runs from base 2 to 1624 and encodes 540 amino acids.
AAUGGCCUUAGCUAGGCCCACGCGGUUUUUGUCGCUGGAGGCUAGGUUGUUCCUGUUUCUCCGACGGGACCUGGUGGUCCGCGAUCCCGACGAGCCCCUGCCCGUGGUGCGCAUUCCACGGUCUCUACAGCGGCGGCAGGAACAGCGACAGAGAAGGCACCAGAGUUCCCCGCGGCCGGUGCUGGUGCGACCAGGGCCGCUGUUGGUCUCCGCGCGACGGCCAGAGUUGAACCAGCCGGCGGGCCUCACGCUGGGCCGUUGGGAAUGUGCGCCUCUCGCCUCGCGUGGCUGGAGGCAUCGGCGCGCGCAUGGGGACCACUUCUCCAUCGAACGUGCUGAACACCAGGCACCAGCGCUUCGGAACCUCUCAUCGGACAGCAGCUUCGGCGAUCUGGGUCUGGAGCCAUGUGUGUUGCGAGCACUACGGGAGACUGCGCCCGAAGUCGUCCGGCCCACGACCGUGCAGUCGAGCACCAUCCCCUCUCUGCUUCGCGGCCACCAUAUCCUUUGUGCCGCGGAAACAGGUAGUGGCAAGACUCUGAGUUACAUACUACCUCUGUUUCAACGGCUUAUGGGCCAGCCAAGCCUGGACCACCGCCGUAUCCCCUCUCCCAGGGGCCUCGUCCUUGUGCCUUCCCGAGAAUUAGCCGAACAGGUGCGAGCCGUGGCCCAGCCCCUGGGCAGCUCCUUAGGGCUGCACGUGCAGGAGCUAGGGGGAGGCCAUGGUAUGCGUAGAAUCAAGCUGCAGCUAUGCAAACAGCCUUCAGCAGAUGUGCUGGUGGCCACUCCGGGGGCUUUGUGGAAGGCCCUGAAAAGUCAGCUCAUCAGCCUGGCCGAGCUCUCCUUCAUGGUGUUGGAUGAGGCAGACACACUGUUGGAUGACAGCUUCCUGGAACUGGUGAACUACAUCUUGGAGAAGAGCCAGAUAGCUGAAGGCCCAGCAGACUUAGAAGACCCCUUCAAUCCCAAAGCUCAGUUAGUGCUGGUGGGAGCCACAUUCCCUGAAGGGGUAGGCCAGUUGCUGAGUAAAGUCACCAGGCCAGACUCUGUCACCACCAUCACCAGCUCCAAGCUCCACUGCAUCAUGCCUCACGUCCGACAGACAUUUAUGAGACUGAAAGGAAUGGACAAGGUGACGGAGUUGUUGCAGAUUCUCAAACGGCGUGACAGGCUAGACAGGACUGGCCCCUCGGGAGCUCUCCUGGUGUUCUGUAAUAGUUCCAGCACGGUGAACUGGCUGGGAUAUAUUCUGGAUGACCACAAAAUCCAACACCUAAGGCUGCAAGGGCAAAUGCCAGCCUCGAUGAGAGCAGGUAUCUUCCAGUGUUUCCAGAAGGGCUCCCGAGACGUACUACUCUGUACAGACAUAGCCUCUCGGGGCCUUGACAGCACCCGUGUGGAGCUAGUUGUCAACUAUGAUUUCCCCCUCACCCUGCAAGAUUACAUCCACAGAGCAGGGAGGGUGGGUCGUGUAGGUAGUGAGGUUCCAGGCUCCGUUAUCAGCUUUGUGACCCAUCCUUGGGAUGUGAACCUGGUUCAGAAGAUUGAGCUGGCAGCUCGCCGGAGGAGAAGCCUUCCCGGACUCCCAUCCUCGGUGGGCGAGCCUUUGCCACUGCAAGCCUGAUUUUAGCUGGCUUAAAUGCGAUGCCAGGGGUUGGCACUGUGGUGUUGCUGGUUCAGCUGCCACGGGGGGUGCCCACACUGCAUAUCAGAAUGCCUGAGAUGGAGUCCCACCUCCACUCCCAAUUCAGCUUCCUGCAAAUGAGCACCCUGGGAGGCAGCAGAUGACUCCCAUGUGGGAGAUCUGUAUGGAGUUCCUGUCUCCUGGCUUUGGACUGGCACCCUCCACCGCCAGCUAUUGUGGAUAUUUGGGCAAUGAACCAGAAGAUGCAAGACCCGUCUCUGUCUCUUUCACUCUCUGCCUUCCAAAUAAAUAAAAAUAAACUUUUAAAAAAACAUGAUGCCAGAACAGGGAUCUUUGCAGUGUCCUCAGUGAGUGAACAAACUUCUCAGUGGGAAGCUCUGGGCUGCCCUGUCCUCUGCCUGCUAGAGCUUUGAAAGGUAAGCUGCCAGUCCGCAUUAGAGGUUAAAGUACUGAAACUGGCUCUCUGGUUUCCACAUGUCAUGUGAAAAAUAAAGUGGGUUGUUUUACUCUCUG